Messenger RNA from Fonsecaea erecta, 3924 nucleotides. RefSeq lists its product as hypothetical. The record is from RefSeq and is a predicted model, not a curated record. NCBI's taxonomy places the organism in Eukaryota, Fungi, Ascomycota, Eurotiomycetes, Chaetothyriales, Herpotrichiellaceae. The transcript has a single exon. Bases 1 to 3924 code for a protein of 1307 amino acids.
AUGAAUCCAUACCAUCAACAGCCAUACGGGCUUCCGCAACAGACACCAGGCCCGCCACAACCGCCGUGGCAAGCACCUCCGCGACGACAAGGAUGGGGAGACCCCAGGCUUCACGCACAGCCGCAACAACCGCAGCAACCACAGUCUCCAGCGUCUCCCUAUUAUGCCGCCGGACCCUCGUCGAAUGCGUUCGGAUCUCCUGUCCCACCAGCACCUCCUCCUCCGCCGCCGCCGCCGCCGUCGCAGUUUGAUACACAUCAGUGGGGAGUCAGAUAUAACCAGGGCCUGGGUGCUCAGGAGCCCAAACCUGCGUUGCCGCCACGUCCUUCCUCUGCCACGGGCAGGAUAAGCCCGCAGGCCCAUCAAACAGGAUAUUCGCAACAGCCUCCGCCGGCAUCGUCACAACAGCAGUAUUCGGCAUCGUGGAACGAUCCCUAUCACACGAGCACGACCGUACCACCUCCUCCACCCCCCCGACCGGCCGAGUAUCAGGCCCAGAUCCAGGCCGCCCACCAUAAUCGGACUGGAACCCCCCAUCAAGAAUACUCUUUCCAGCCUCCCACACAUCACUACGACCCUCCCGUAGUGCAGCAAAACGCAUGGAACACACAACAUGGACAGCCGACGGCACUGCCAUAUCACCCAACACCCCCUCCUCUGCCACAGACGUCGGGGGUGUUAGACGGUCCGUUGGUGUCGCCCAUAGAUUCCACGAGUGGUUACUGGGGCAGCGGUGUCCAGUCGCAUUCGAGUACAAGCCAGGCUCUCAAUCACUAUAAUCCUCCUGCCGCGAUCCAGACUCCAGACUUCAAGCCUGCAUUUUCUCAGGCGUUGGGCUUCGGUGGACCGUCUGAUUGGGAACAUUACGAUCCUAAUGCGCCUCCGCCAGAUCAAACACCGACAAGCCCUCCAUCCAAUCCCCUAUAUCAAGGCCCUAUUUCCCCUCCUCAGACACACGAAGCCCUCCCUGCGACCUAUCACACUCCGAAACCAGAGCCUGUUCUGCCGACUCAUGCCGUGGAGAUUGGCCUUACCAGUCCAGUGACGCCCCGAAGGGACUCGCGAACUCAACCACCUUCCGUGUUCGAUAACGUUCCAUCCCCGCCCUCGCAACCUGACGAUGAAAGACCUUCGACUGCUGGCCAACAGAAGAGUGAUGUUUCCGCUCGUUCUGACAAUGGGUCGGGGAUCGACAGUGUCAUUCAAGCCUGGAAUGCUCCCUUGAAUGUCCGGUCUGCUCAAUACCCGACACCAAGACCCGAAUCCCGGGCGUCUGCGCCACGGGCGACGUCUCCGGAGUCGGGCCUCUCUCCAAUCAGCGUCAAAGUGAUUGAUCCCUAUGCUGAUCUGGAACCGGAAUUCAAAGCCUCGCUGAAAAGAUAUGCGGCGAUGCUGCGAAAAGAGGCGGAAGCUGAGACCGAUGACGAGAAAUUCGACAUUUUCCAGAGCUUUAUCACCAAAGAGCUGAGGUUGAGGAGUCUGCUUUACGGAGUCGAACUGAAAAAGGAAGCGGUUGAGGUCAAGAAGGCGGCUAGCUUGGCAGAUAUCCAGGCCAUUUUACCGAACUCCAGCUUUCGCCCGAGCGAGACAAGUAAGGAUCCUGAUCAAGCGGGUGAGUCGGUCGGUAGACCCUCUGCGCCGGUACCAGCUCCGUCGCCACCUCAGCAAUCACAAGCACAACUGUCGAUCAACGCGGCGCCAGCACCCGCCCCAGCGAUGGGUGUACAACAAGAGCAGCCGAAGCUCGACAUUCCCAAGCCUACAGAGGCUGUUGCUGCUGCUGUCCCAGAGUCGUCAGCUCAAGCAGUCGUCGAGACCGGCCCGAAGUCGAAGGAUGGCCCUCACGUUGUGAUUCCGGUGGCAGGCCAUGACGAAGCUUAUAGCCCUGGGGGACGGCCACUGAUGACAAAAGCCGCGGAUGGAGGUGAGGAGCAAUCCUACAGCCCCGGUGGUCGUCCAAUCGCUGCCAAAUCCGUUGCGACCUCGUCGACGAAACCUCCUUCAAUUAGCACGGUUGUCCAAGCGCAACAUCCUCAACGAUCAGAAGACAUGUUAUCGCCGAGCAAUGACGCUCCAAUGGUCAUCGAAGACUAUGCAACCCCUGAACCAGCUUCACCAAGCAUGAACGCUCCAAUAGUCGUCAUUCCUGAGGCUCCGCAGACCCAGGCUUCGGCGGCACGACCUUCUCAAGGCAACGGCAGCAAGCCGGUCGUGCCCAUCAAAUUCGAGCCUUCUCGUCCUGCAUACACGCCAUUCCGCUACAGUGUCGGCGUCCAAGAAGAGAAGAGCAAGACCCUCAAACCAGCAGACCAGGCGUAUUCCUCGUUGCGAAACUCGGUGGCCGAUUCAGGUCGCUUGAUGGCCCAGGACACGACACUACUGGCGCCUGUAAGACCGUCCUCCACCAGCGGCAAAAAGGAACACGAAGAGGCGUUCAUUGGCUUAAUUAGAAAGCAGAGCAUGGCUGUGAGACAGAAGAAUCUGGGAUCGGGCCCAGGACUACCGCCCCCCGGAAUCAGGCCCGGCAACGAACCCAAUCGCGCCACUCCCUCUCCUCGGCCUGAGCCGCCCCUGAUCAUGCGCGCUGGGACACCCGCCACAGCGCCGAUUCAGCAACCACGGGGGCCAAUGGAUCCCCUCAAAGCCGCAGUGGCCGCACUGCGUUCCCUGUUGCCGCCCGCCACGGACAUAUUCUCCCCAAUAGAAGCCAUUCCUGAACAUCCGAAACUCAAACUCAUCAAGUCCAAGAUCGACUCCAUCCCCGACGGUUUCUCCUUCAUCCACGACACCGUCGUGGAAUGGGACCGCACCAAUCGACUUGUCCGCAAAGAACAAGAAUCUGAACGACAGGCCCGCCAAGAAGAGUCUGAGGGCCACAUUGACGCCCUCUUCAAUGACAACGAAAUUGGAUACGCGGAUAUUGGAGAGUUGGAGGCGGAAUUCAAGCUCAAGGAGGCGGAGAGAAGGUUCGACGAGGAUCAAGCUGAGCUGGAAAGCUUUACGAGCCAAGUUUUCGUGGUUGUGACGGAGCGAUUGCAGAAAGAAAUUACGGAGCUGAUGACGGCGUACACGAUGGCGAUUGACCUCCUCGACAUCGACAGUUUGGCGGUGUCGCGGUGCUUCAAGGCCAACGACAGGACGACUGCGGUGAGGAUGACCGAAGUCAUGUCGUACGUCCUCACCUUGUUUAACAAGAUCGAAAUCCGACAUACCAAAGUGGCCGAGGCACACGUGGAGCGCGAGAGGCGUCGCAAACACCUCGAACUCACUGUGCUAUACACCAACGGCGACGUGCAAGGCGUGAAGAAAUUGGAAAAAGAAUUUGCCGUGGCGGAGAAGAUGGCCGUCCUGCACGAAGCGCGGGGCCGAGAUAACAGGGCGAACAAACUAAUGGAUUCGUUCGAUCGGGCCACCGUCCGCGGGCUGGGCGACAAUCAGGUCUUCACGGACGAGGUCUUGAGCAAACUUCAGGAUGUCAAGAGGGCGAUCGACGCGGGAGCAAUCCAGAACGAGAAAGAGAAGUUGUUCGAAGCGGACGGUGCGCGGGAUACGCUGUCACUUGCUCAAAACGCCCUGGACACCGUCAUGGCUGAUUCGCGGCGGCUCCUGGCACUCUCGAACGAGGCAGACCUCUUGCUCAACGACGCCGACUACAAUGUGUCGGUCGCGGAGGCGCGGGUAGCCAACGCAGACAAACCGACAUAUGCGACCCUGGAGAGUGAAAAGGCCAAAGAGGACGCGAAGCUCAUUGAAGAGAUGAAUGCGCGAAUCAGCAGCGUCACCAGGGGACCACAGGAUGGCCUCUCUUUGAUCCGCGGCUUAAUCGACCGAAUUGGGGAUGAUCCAGCACACCAGGAAAGGAUCAAGAAGGCCUUGGAGGCGGCGAAGAUGCGGAAUGCUAAUGGGGCGAAUGAGGUUGGAUGA